Messenger RNA from Gastrolobium bilobum, 1567 nucleotides. Its product is annotated as cytochrome P450 71D11-like. The transcript is spliced from 3 exons. Gene Ontology annotation, molecular function: oxidoreductase activity, acting on paired donors, with incorporation or reduction of molecular oxygen; monooxygenase activity; heme binding. Lineage: Eukaryota; Viridiplantae; Streptophyta; Magnoliopsida; Fabales; Fabaceae. The record is from RefSeq and is a predicted model, not a curated record. Bases 44 to 1567 code for a protein of 507 amino acids.
UUCUGUUCUCCCUCCCUUUCCACCCUCAACAAUCUUUAUCUUCAUGGAUCAUCCAAUCCUUCACUUAUUAGCCAUUAUCCUCUUUAUCCUCUUCUUAUUUGUGGCACUAAAAAUUGGGAGGAAUCUCAAGAAAAGUGACUCAACUCCAAAUAUACCUCCUGGGCCAUGGAAGCUACCAAUUAUAGGACAUAUACCCCAUCUUGUUACAUCUACACCACAUCGAAAAAUAAAAAAUUUGGCCAAUAUUUAUGGACCCUUGAUGCAUUUACAACUUGGAGAGGUCUUCACAAUCGUUGUUUCCUCACCAGAGUAUGCUAGGGAGGUAAUGAAAACUCAUGAUGUCAUCUUUGCAUCAAGGCCUCCUAUUCUAGCUACAGAAAUAUUGUCUUACGAAUCCACAAAUAUUGGUUUUUCACCUUACGGAAAUUAUUGGAGACAACUAAGAAAAAUAUGCACACUGGAACUUUUCACCCAAAAGCGUGUCAGUUCAUUCCAGCCAAUAAGAGAAGAAGAGCUAACCAAUCUUAUCAAAAGGAUUGAUUCACAGAAAGGAUCACCCGUCAACAUUACACAAGCAGUAACUUCAUCAAUAUUUACUAUCACUUCAAGGGCUGCAUUUGGCAAGAAAUGCAAAGACCAAGAAGAAUUCAUAUCAGCGGCCAAAGAAACAAUAACAGUCGCAGGAGGUUUUGACAUAGGAGAUAUGUUUCCUUCUGCUAAAUGGCUUCAACACGUUACUGGUUUGAGGCCUAAGCUUGAGAGGUUGCAUCGGAAAGUUGAUCAAAUAUUGGAAAACAUCAUCACUGAACAUAAAGAGAAGUCAAAACCCAAAGAAGGCAAAGAUGAUGCAGAGGAAGAUCUGAUAGAUGUUCUCUUAAAAUUUCAGGAUGGUAAUGGCAGCAACCAGGAUAUUUGCUUAACUAAUAACAAUAUAAAGGCUAUAACCCUGGAUAUCUUUGUUGCUGGAGGUGAGACAGCAGCAACUACCAUAGAUUGGGCAAUGGCAGAGAUGGUCAAGGAUCCAAGAGUAAUGAAGAAAGCGCAACAUGAGGUGAGAGAAGUAUUCAAUAUGAAAGGAAUGGUUGAUGAAAUUUGCAUCAAUGAACUCAAAUAUUUGAAAUUUGUUGUCAAAGAGGCCUUGAGGUUACACCCUCCAGUUCCUCUUUUACUUCCAAGAGAAUGUGGGCAAGCAUGUGAGAUUAAUGGGUAUCACAUACCAGCCAAAAGUCGGGUCAUUGUCAAUGCUUGGGCAAUUGGAAGAGAUCCAAAGUACUGGAUUGAACCAGAGAGGUUUUAUCCAGAGAGAUUCAUGAAUAGCUCUAUAAAUUAUAAAGGAAGUAAUUUUGAGUACAUUCCUUUUGGAGCUGGAAGAAGAAUAUGCCCAGGUAGCACACUGGGUUUAAUAAAUGUUGAGUUGGCCCUUGCAUUGUUGUUGUAUCACUUUGAUUGGAAAAUUCCUAAUGGAAUGAAGAGUGAGGACUUGGAUAUGACUGAGCAAUUUGGAGUGGCUGUUAGAAGAAAAUAUGACCUGUACUUGAUACCCACCUCACCCUUACCAAGUGUUUAA